Messenger RNA from Lodderomyces orthopsilosis Co 90-125, 1746 nucleotides. RefSeq lists its product as uncharacterized. Gene Ontology annotation, molecular function: RNA binding. The record is from RefSeq and is a predicted model, not a curated record. The transcript has a single exon. Lineage: Eukaryota; Fungi; Ascomycota; Pichiomycetes; Serinales; Debaryomycetaceae. Bases 1 to 1746 code for a protein of 581 amino acids.
AUGAGUUUAAGAAGUUCAAACCAUUCAACAGAAUCUAAAGAGUCCACUAUAAGUGAUAAAGCAGAUUCAAUCCCAGCUUUAGAAGAUAGCUUAUCUAUCAAGGAAAACCGAAACUCAAUGUACUCUAGGAAGUGGGGUAGCAAAUCAGGGUCUUCUUCCCCUUCUUCUUCAUCAUCAUCAUCUUCACCAAAAAGCACCCAGUCUAACAAAAAGGGAGACAUUCUUCCAGCAGCUAAUAAAAAGGAGACUCAAGGAAGCUUUAUUAGAGGGCGUCCUUCUGCUUGCGUAUUUGUGGCAAGUUUACGGUCCAAUAUGUUAGAUGAUGAGUUAUGCGUUUCAGUACACAAUCAUUUCAAACAAUGGGGUCAGCUAUCUACCGUUAAAGUGUUGAGAGAUACAAGCAACCGUCCAUACGCAUUUGUUCAAUACUUGGAUGAAAAGGAUUCAAAACUUGCAAUCAAAAAGGGUCACAACUCAAUUUUAGAUGGUCGGGGUAUUAGAUGCGAAGCAGCGAAAGUGAAUAGAACAAUAUUCAUUACAUCGCCACUUAGUUUGUCUGUCGUUGCAGUUGAAAGCAAGUUAUCAAAAUUUGGCGAAAUAGAGGAGUUGACUCCGAGCAACGCCGCAGGGCAAUGCUAUAAAGAUGCUCCAAAUCUUAGAGGCUAUAAGAAUUGGUACUGCAAGUUUGUUUAUCGUGACGACGCAAUCAAGGCAUAUGCUAAUCUCACAGAAGGAGGUUCUUAUGAUGCAGAAUGGGCCCAAAAUGUUGACAAGUCCAAUACUGUUAGUUUUAGAGAAGAUUCUGGUAUUGAACCGAAGGUUAAAAAAUCCAGGUUCGACAAAUUUUCCGUCUUUAUUGGUCAAUUGAGUCCAAAAAUUACCGAGGUUGAGCUUAGGGAAAGAUUUCAACGACACGGGAAAAUAGCCAGUCUUCAUCUUUUGAAAAAAAGGGAUAACACUUUUGCUUUUAUCACCUUCAAGGAUGAGUCUAGUGCUGCAAGCUCGGUAGAGGUGGAGAACCAUGCAAUGCUUUGUGGUAAAACAAUGCAUGUCCAGUAUAGGGAGGUUCAAAACCAGUGGAGAGAUACUCGCAAUGUCCGUGUCCCACUCGCUCCACCACCUAUCCAUGUUGGCAAGAGGGGACCAGAUAAACCUAGAGGAGGUUUUUAUGAGAAGCCUAAAUUUACUGCCCGUGCUUCGAAUAUCUAUAACAAAAGUCAUGCAAGUCCGAAGCUCAUUGCUACUGAAAAAUGGCAGGAUGACGUGAGCAAGCCCGCUGUUGAAACAUCGUUUCAUCCAUGGCAGGCAUCCCAAUUGGAAUUAAAGAGUGAUAUUAAGGCGGCGAAUACUGAACAUGUUAAGUCAUACAUUUCUAGACCAGAGGUGCUCGAAAAGAUUGAGGAAAAGAGGGAUUUGGAAAACUCCAUUCCGGACAAGCUUGUUGAAAAGAGUACUGCUCUUACCAACUAUCCUGCACCUCCAAGUACUGGUUUCCCCUUGUUCUACUAUGUCCCUGCGGAAAAUGUAAACUAUCCCCCCGGAAGCCAGCAAAGUUCUUACUACAAUGUUUAUCCACCCUAUUACCACACAGUCCGCCCUCAUUCUCAAUUCGAAGGAGGAAAUAUUGGCGGAAGCGGUGGUAGCUCGAGUGAAUUUGCUCCUACAAUUCAUCGCUCUCCACCCUAUGGCGUUCCUAAUUUUAUUUAUUACUCAAACGAAGGUGGUUAUAAAGGUAAAAUGGCUUAA